AUGAACAACUGUAUUCGUUCGCAAGCUCUCCUCCUUAACGGAAUCAAUACGGAUAGACAAACGAUGGAACUUCUGAAGAGUUCUGCAUCUGGUAUGUUUACUGUCUAUGUGUGGAAGACUCUCACUGUCAACGAUUUGCAGAUCCAUCUGUCCACCAUGCGUCUAGGCGAUGAACCCCUGAUGAACGGAUCCAAGGCGAAGAUAGCACCGUCUACGGUGAUGGUUAAGUCGACAAUUCGGGAAUCAUGUCGCCCAGACGUCUUUCAGGCUAGUUCUGACAAGAAUUAUCCCAUGAAAAGAACUCUGAGCGAAAGGAAAUGCUGCACCGACGGGAACCUCCUCAUCUAG
Messenger RNA from Necator americanus (New World hookworm), 348 nucleotides. RefSeq lists its product as uncharacterized. The transcript has a single exon. The record is from RefSeq and is a predicted model, not a curated record. Bases 1 to 348 code for a protein of 115 amino acids. NCBI's taxonomy places the organism in Eukaryota, Metazoa, Nematoda, Chromadorea, Rhabditida, Ancylostomatidae.